CACUGGAGCUCUAGAUAUUUUUUGUUUCAGUACAGUUUUCGCAGAAAAAUUAACUACAUGCAUUAAAUCAUUCUUUGUUUGUAACUUGCAUUACAACAUAAAGAAAGAUACUCCUUAGCUUGUAGAUUAAUUUAUACCAUAGAGAAAGAUACCAUUAAGAUCAAUAAUUUCAUUGCAAUAAUCACAAAACCUUUCUUUCAAGUUGUAUAUAUGACUUAACCCUACAUCACUUUCAUGACCCCUCAAGUAGAAUUCUCUUUCUCAAUACUCUUGUCGUUGAAAUGGAAAGAGCCUUUUAAGAUUCAGUGCUUAUCUAUGUCUGAAGCAAUUCCGCGUAAGCACCUUCAAUCCUCGACGAUUAGGAGAACAACAAGCAAAAGAGAGAUCAAUGAUGAAGAUCUCGUUAAGAUUGGUGAGACUAAAGUUCUUGAGAUCGACUUUGAUGCCUUCUUUUCUUACAUGAUGAAGUCCACAAAAGAAGCAGGUGCGAAGGUCGAGAGCUUCGCGCAACCGCUCCAUUUCUUGCACUCUUGCGGCGCGUGCAGGUGUCCCCUCGGAUCAGAACAUGAUAUCUUUAUUUACAGGGGAGACAGAGCAUUUUGCAGCAUCGGAUGCCGAGAGGAAUAUAUGCAAAAUAAGUGCUGAAUAAAAGUUUUCUUUGCCUGAAGGAUGAAAUUUGAUGAACAACAGAGGAUACAUAUAUUUAGAACUAUAAAGAUGUGUUCAUGGAUUUCAAUUGCAAGAGCAUCCUCCAAUGUAACUUCAGUGUAUGUAAAAUAUAUACAUACUGUUGUUUUAUGUUAGUCCCUUUCCUUUUCUCAGAGAAGAUAUUUGUUGAUAAGAUAUUGGUUGAUACAGUGGAUCAAUAGCAUAUGUAGAUAAUAUAUUGAGCAUUGACAUG
This is a messenger RNA of Ananas comosus (pineapple), 901 nucleotides long. RefSeq lists its product as uncharacterized. The coding region runs from base 235 to 645 and encodes 136 amino acids. The record is from RefSeq and is a predicted model, not a curated record. The transcript has 3 exons. Lineage: Eukaryota; Viridiplantae; Streptophyta; Magnoliopsida; Poales; Bromeliaceae.